This is a messenger RNA of Aphidius gifuensis, 1198 nucleotides long. It is a transcript of the gene Ssu72, whose product is annotated as RNA polymerase II subunit A C-terminal domain phosphatase SSU72. The record is from RefSeq and is a predicted model, not a curated record. Gene Ontology annotation, biological process: termination of RNA polymerase II transcription. Bases 391 to 984 code for a protein of 197 amino acids. The transcript has 4 exons. Gene Ontology annotation, cellular component: nucleus; mRNA cleavage and polyadenylation specificity factor complex. Gene Ontology annotation, molecular function: RNA polymerase II CTD heptapeptide repeat phosphatase activity. Lineage: Eukaryota; Metazoa; Arthropoda; Insecta; Hymenoptera; Braconidae.
UAUAUUAAAAAAAAAAAAAAAAUUUGUUUUCUUAGGUUAAUGUUUGUUGAAUAAGAAUGACAUACGUUCCGGGUAGGCAACUUUGACACACAUUUAAAAUUACAUUCACCAGUCAACACCAACAACAUAGGCAUAUUUAUAUUUUUAAUUAAAAUCAUCUAAUCAUACCUAUAUAAUUUUAAAUAAAUAAUAUUAUCAAAGCUAAAUAUUUGAGGUUAUAAAAACUCCACCUUGAAAUCAAAUAAACAUAUUUAUAUAUUAUAUCAUCUAGAAGUAAAUAAAUAUAACAAUUUUAAAAAACAUUAUUUUCUUGUCAAUAAAUAAUUACUAAGUGUGUGUGUUGUGUCAAUAUUUUAAAACAAAUUAUUUAAUAAAAUAUUAGUGUUAUUAAUGAUGCCUUCAACAAAAUCAUUUACCGUUGCUGUCAUAUGCUCCAGCAAUAUGAAUCGUAGCAUGGAAGCCCAUGCCUUCCUCAGUAAAAAAGGAUACAAUGUCAAGUCAUAUGGUACUGGUGACAAAGUCAAGCUACCUGGAAGUGGUCCAGACAGACCAAAUGUCUAUGAAUUUGGUACAACAUAUGAUGAAAUUUACAACGAUCUUUUAACCAAAGAUAAACAAUUAUAUACACAAAUGGGUUUACUUCACAUGCUGGAUAGAAAUAGAAGAAUAAAACCAAGACCAGAAAGAUUUCAAUUAACCAAAGAAAAAUUUGAAUUAUUAAUAACAUGUGAGGAACGUGUUUAUGAUCAAGUUAUUGAAUGCAUGGAAGCAAGAACACCAGUUGACAAUCAACCAGUUCAUUUAAUAAACAUUGACAUUCAGGAUAAUCAUGAAGAGGCAACUGUUGGAUCAUUUCUUAUUUGUGAAUUAGUUGACUUGCUAGCUAAUUCUGAUGAUUUGGACAAUGACAUUGACAGUCUUUUAUACGAAUUUGAAUCUACUAAAUUUGGAAGAACAAUGUUGCACACUAUUCUUUUUUAUUAAUAAAAAAAAGAAAAAAAUAAACAAAUGAAGAAAAAAGAUAUAUAUUUAUCAAGGACACACAAAAGCUUUCUUUGCUAUUGUUUUAUUUGUUUUUUAAAUUUUUUUUCUCAGAUUUAACGACGAAUUAUUUAUCUGGGUAAAAUCAUAAUUUCGUGAAUUGAUAAAUGAGUAAUAAUUGUACAUAGAAAGAGAAAAAGAAAAAAAAAAAAGAAUU